Cherax quadricarinatus is the source of this 524-nucleotide messenger RNA. Lineage: Eukaryota; Metazoa; Arthropoda; Malacostraca; Decapoda; Parastacidae. The record is from RefSeq and is a predicted model, not a curated record.
CCGAGUCCUCAUAAAAUACGAAUAACAAUUUGUCAUUGUCAGAGGAGAGUUAUGGCAACAGUGGUGGACCCGCCAUUGAAGUUAUCAAGAUGUUGAAUUAUUUGAUUGUUACCAAGAAAUAAACAUUGAUACCAUGGAUUGGAUUAAUUGCAACACAUGCUGUAGACAACCAGGUGAUGAAAAGGAACGGAUCUUCACUCUUACGAGUUGUGGGCACAUCUUCUGUGAUGUCUGCCUUGCACAGGCUGAAUGUCCUGGCAAGUGUGGUGCAUGCUCUUCACAGUGCCAGUUAAUUCCUUUAUCUUCUAAGAUGAAGCCAGAAACAGAAAUAUUCUUUUUGGAGCCUGGGGUAUUACUCAAAAGACAACACACUCAAAUUAACCGUCUGCUAGAUUUUCAAAAAGACCAUCGUGUUCGAUUACUUUCAUUCCACAGGAAAGUAGUAAGUUAUUUUUCCAUGAAAUGCAAAGUUAUCCAUGUGUACAUAAUGCAUCUGGAGUCAUCUGAAUAAAUUUAGUUAAUUU